This is a messenger RNA of Erinaceus europaeus (western European hedgehog), 1182 nucleotides long. It is a transcript of the gene TRAPPC4, whose product is annotated as trafficking protein particle complex subunit 4. Gene Ontology annotation, cellular component: TRAPP complex. Bases 244 to 903 code for a protein of 219 amino acids. The record is from RefSeq and is a predicted model, not a curated record. The transcript is spliced from 5 exons. NCBI's taxonomy places the organism in Eukaryota, Metazoa, Chordata, Mammalia, Eulipotyphla, Erinaceidae. Gene Ontology annotation, biological process: endoplasmic reticulum to Golgi vesicle-mediated transport.
CUAAGUCCUUAGCCACUGCCCGGUCUCGGUGGAUAUGCAGCUGGUUUUGAAAAAAACGGGACGUUGCUAUUUUAUGACAUGAAUAACUGGGGAAAAGAAUCAGAAAACUUUUCCAAGUUUCGGCAACUACGCCUUAUUUCACCCCUGCGUGCGGUCUCGAGUGCGCGUGCGCCGCAGUGAGCGGGGCGUCUGGGCGGGGCCAGAGGAGAAAGCCGAGCGGGUCUCGCGGCCCCGGCGGCAGUAAUGGCGAUCUUCAGUGUGUAUGUAGUGAACAAGGCUGGCGGCCUGAUUUACCAGCUGGACAGUUACGCGCCACGAGCCGAGGCGGAGAAAACUUUCAGUUACCCUCUUGAUCUCCUGCUUAAGCUGCACGACGAGCGUGUGCUGGUCGCCUUCGGCCAGCGCGAUGGAAUCCGGGUGGGCCACGCAGUGCUUGCCAUCAAUGGCAUGGACGUGAAUGGCAAGUACACGGCAGAUGGGAAGGAGGUGCUGGAGUACCUGGGCAACUCUGCUAACUACCCAGUAUCCAUCAGAUUCGGCCGGCCCCGCCUUACCUCCAAUGAGAAGCUCAUGCUGGCCUCUAUGUUCCACUCGCUCUUCGCAAUUGGCUCCCAGCUGUCACCGGAACAGGGCAGUUCAGGCAUUGAGAUGCUGGAGACAGACACGUUCAAACUGCACUGCUUCCAGACGCUGACAGGGAUCAAGUUUGUGGUGCUUGCAGAUCCUAGACAAGCCGGAAUAGAUUCUCUUCUCAGAAAGAUUUAUGAGAUUUAUUCAGACUUUGCCCUCAAGAAUCCAUUCUACUCCCUGGAAAUGCCCAUCAGGUGUGAGCUGUUUGACCAGAACCUGAAGUUAGCCCUGGAGGUGGCAGAGAAAGCUGGAACUUUUGGACCUGGGUCAUAGACUGAACCUGCAACAGAUAUCUCUCAAAUUCUGACAAGUCCUGCAGCGGGAGGAGGGGGUAAUAGGGGCUGCUGUUUCCACUCUGUUGGAGAGCCCAGCAACCUUGUUUGUGCACUUGAAAAUAGGAUGCUGAGCCUGAUGGCAUGCUGAUCCUCAAGCCUUAAAGCCAUGCUCUCUUUCCCUCUGUAUGUAUCAUGGGCCUGCUUCCCAACCCUGUACAGAUUUAUUUAUGGAGGAGGUAGGCCCAUACUUGAUAUAAUAAACAUUCCUUUGAUCUCA